AUGGUGGAAAUAGAGAAAAUAUUGUGGGGAGAAGACACAAGAAGAAACAUUGGAGUCAGAUUAGUGAUCAGAACUCAGAAGAUUGUCCUGCGCGUUACAAAGUGCAAACUCCUCGAACAAUGCAAAAUCACCGACUCUAAUAUUUUUACGUACGAGAUAACAAAAACUGCUAG
Sphenostylis stenocarpa is the source of this 173-nucleotide messenger RNA. NCBI's taxonomy places the organism in Eukaryota, Viridiplantae, Streptophyta, Magnoliopsida, Fabales, Fabaceae. The record is from the annotation of a GenBank genome assembly.